CUCGCAUAUGAAAAAUUGGGACUACCAUUCAUAACAAAAACAACGUGAAAUUUGAACCAGGCUAAGGCAAGGUUGCGAUUUGAUGUUUGAUUUGUGUUUUCGUGUUGACUAAGUGUUGACGUCAGGAAAGACAGAUAUUUAUUUUGGUCAUGGGCUUCCAUCACAACCAAUGUAUAUCUUGAGUGCUUGUCAUCGUAGAAUCUUAAAACACUUUCCGUAUUUUCUUAAUUUAUAUCAACCAACAAAUUUUCUGCAUAGAGCUCAACGACUUUGUUCCGAGUCAGUAGGCUCAGUGACUGUCAUGAAGAUUUUAAAUGUAGCCGAAAAAAAUGAUGCCGCCAAGAACAUAGCAAAUCAUCUUGGAGGUGGCAAUGUUCGUAGGAGAGAUGGCUUCAGUAAAUUUAACAAAAUUUAUGAGUUUGAUUAUAAUGUACGAGGACAGAAUUCUCAAAUGGUCAUGACAUCAGUGUCUGGUCAUAUGUUAGCACUUGAUUUCAAUGGACAAUAUCGGAACUGGCGGGGAUGCAACCCCCUCUCUCUGUUUGAUGCUCCAGUUGUCAGGUAUUGUCCAAAGGAUUAUGAAAACAUCAAGCGCACCAUUGAACGAGAAGUACGGAGUUGUCAGAUGCUUAUAAUAUGGACUGAUUGUGAUAGAGAAGGGGAAAAUAUAGGAUUUGAAAUUAUUGAUACCUGCCUGGCAGUAAAAGCAAAUCUGCAAGUGUUUAGAGCCAAGUUUUCAGAAAUUACAGCUCCAUCAAUUAGGAGAGCUAUUAAUACACUAGAGGCCCCAAAUAAGUUAUUGAGUGACGCUGUUUCUGUGAGGUCAGAGUUGGACUUACGAAUAGGUGCUGCCUUUACCAGGUUCCAAACUUUACGUCUUCAAAAAGUGUUUCCUCAAAAAUUAAAGGAGAAUUUAAUUAGCUAUGGUUCAUGUCAGUUUCCAACUCUGGGAUUUGUUGUGGAACGCUAUAAAUCUAUUGAACGGUUCAUUCCUGAACAGUUUUGGAAAUUAACUGUUAAUCAUACUAUAGAUGACUUGACUGUAGAGUUUUCAUGGAAAAGAGUAAGACUUUUCGAUGAACUUGCGUGCAAAGUUUUACUAGACACAGUUCAGGAAAGAACUGAAGCUGUUGUUGAAAAAGUAGUAAGCAAACCGAAAAGCAAGUGGAGACCGGUACCAUUGGAUACUAUUGAACUAGAAAAAUUAGGAUCGAGAAAGCUGAAAAUAAAUGCAAAAGAGACUAUGAGGGUUGCAGAACGGUUGUACACUCAGGGCCUUAUAAGUUACCCUCGUACAGAAACUAAUAUUUUCCCCAAGAAUAUGAAUCUUGGACAGCUUGUUGAGAUGCAAACUCAAGAUAAUCGAUGGGGAGCAUUUGCUCAGUCAGUACUAGCCGAAGGGCCAAACCCUCGUCAAGGAAAAAAGACUGAUGAGGCCCAUCCUCCUAUUCAUCCUACAAAAUAUACUGAUAACUUGCAGGGGAACGAAGGUAAAGUGUAUGAAUUUAUUGUUCGUCACUUUCUGGCUUGCUGUUCAAAAGAUGCCCAAGCACAUGAGACAAUUGUUGAUAUUGAUAUCAAUGGAGAAAAGUUUGUGGCAAGUGGUCUUAGAAUAAUAGCACGUAAUUACUUGGAUGUAUAUCCCUAUGAAAACUGGAAAGCAAAGGAAAUUCAUCCUUAUGAAGAGGCACAGCAUUUUCAGCCUUCUAAAAUUGAAAUGUCAGAUGGGAAUACUGCUGCUCCAAAACCUCUCACAGAAGCUGAUUUGAUUGCUCUUAUGGAAAAACAUGGCAUAGGCACUGAUGCAACUCAUGCAGAUCACAUAGAAACAAUAAAGAACCGUGCAUAUGUUGGAUUGGAUAAUAAUUACUUCCUACCAGGCGAACUAGGUCUUGGCCUUGUUGAUGGAUAUGAUAGCAUGGGUUUCUCUAUGUCAAAACCCAAUCUUCGUGCAGAAUUGGAGGCUGAUUUACAGAGGAUAGCAAAUGGUACCCGUGAUGCAAAAGAUGUAUUAGCAGACCAAUUAAGAAAUUAUCGAACAGUCUUUGAGCAGGCUUUAGAGCAGGCAGCAAAGAUAGAUAUUGCUCUGGCUCAGUAUUUAAAUGAAGAAAGGCAACCUGCAACUGAAGCUGCUGGUGCAAUGAUAGAGAUUGGUCACAAAAAAGUUUGUGUUUGCCCAUCAUGUGGGCAAGAUAUGGUUCUUAGAUCCAAAAAUAAUAAUCCUGGUUAUUUUAUUUCUUGCAUGGGUUUUCCUGAUUGCAUAAAAGCUAUUUGGUUUCCUAGUUUUGUUGAGCAUGCAGAUGUAUCUGAAGAACUUUGCAAUACUUGUAAUUCAAGGCCUCAGAAACUAAAGUUCCGAUUUAAGAGGGGAGCAUGUCUUCCACUUUAUCCAGAUAACUAUGAGGGCUGUGUUGGUGGCUGUGAUGUGACAUUCAUUGAUAAACUUUCCAUACGCCCUAUUUCUGAUUUAGCAGGAACAAAUUCUGUGGCACCAAGGCCUACUAUUGCUAACUUAGGGAAUAAUCAAAGGAAUCCUCCCAUUGCUAACAUAGGGAAUAAUCAAAGGAAUCCUCCAAGUCCUCCAAAUCGCAGCUCUGGAAUAUCAUUCAACAAUAGACAGCCUAAACCAACAAAUUCAGCAAGUGGAGGAAAUUCUGCCUCAAAUGCUUCAGGGCUCUUUCAAAAUAGACAAAACUCUGUCUCUUCUGAUAAUUUGGUUGUAUGUAAAUGUAAUAUUGAUGCAAUUCAACUAACAGUGCGUAAAGAUGGACCUAAUCAAGGAAGACAAUUUUAUAAAUGUGGUAACAAUGGCGGUUGUGACUUCUUUAUGUGGGCUGAUGAAAGUAAUCAUCCAGAGCCUAGCUCUACAAGGAACCAAGGAUCAUCGCGCCAAACUUCCCUCACAGACUUCAAUAACUUUAACAAUAAUGCUGAUGGCGAUGGUGAGGUUACAUGUCAAUGCGGUCAACCAGCAAAAAGCUGCACAGUGCAGAAAGAUGGACCUAACAAAGGUCGUCAGUUUUACGCAUGUCCUAAACCUAGAGAGUCUCAGUGCAACUUUUUCCAAUGGGCUGAUAGCCCAGAUGGUGGUUCAAACUAUGGGGGAGGUAGAGGUAGUGGAAGAGGCGGAGGCGGAGGCGGAGGCAGAGGCAGAGGAAGAGGAAGAGGGGGAGGACCUGACAGAGGUGGCAGCAAUAACAAUUCCAAUAAUUGGUCUAGAGGAGCAUCCAGUAGUAGUGGAAGAGGUGGAAGCAAGACUGCAGCUGGUGGUAGUAAAAGGAAGUGUGGGGCUUGCGGUCAAGAAGGACAUACAAGACCAAAAUGUCCGAACAUGUAAUGUUACAUCAGUGAAAAUAUGUGGCUUUUGUGGUAAUAAACAAACCGAAUUAAUUAUGAA
This is a messenger RNA of Frankliniella occidentalis (western flower thrips), 3397 nucleotides long. Its product is annotated as DNA topoisomerase 3-alpha-like. The transcript has 21 exons. Lineage: Eukaryota; Metazoa; Arthropoda; Insecta; Thysanoptera; Thripidae. Gene Ontology annotation, biological process: DNA topological change. Gene Ontology annotation, molecular function: DNA binding; DNA topoisomerase type I (single strand cut, ATP-independent) activity; zinc ion binding. Gene Ontology annotation, cellular component: nucleus; chromosome. The coding region runs from base 170 to 3337 and encodes 1055 amino acids. The record is from RefSeq and is a predicted model, not a curated record.